UGAAUUAUAAGAUAUCUUACAACUUACAAUUAUCUUAAUUUAUGAAUCGUAAUCGAUACUGAAACUCAAUAGAUAUUCUCAAAUUUCAACCAUUCGGCAUUCGGUUUCGGCAAUCAGUAAUUACCAGACUCACCACUCACCAUUAUUCACUUAUCUAUGCUUACCUUAAGAAGGCUUAGUUAUCAUUAGUCUACACUCUACAGUCUACACUUUGACAGUCAAUACUAAAUCACGUCUUCUUUUAACUUGUUAAAUUCCAUUAAAUUGUUUAUUUAUUUACUCGUUGGUUUUUAAUGUAAAUUAAAUAAACUAGUUGUAUAUGGUAAUGUCUUUUCCAGCCCAAAGCGCAAGAGGUAUUCAAAAUCGAAAGAUUCUGGAAGACUUGGAACUGAAAAAACAGAUAUUAUUAAAAACCGGUGCUGUUCCAACUCCUCCAACAGUCUCUCAUCCUACAACUCCAGGAACAUCUGAUAGUCACUUUCAACGUGCCCAAGCCUUACAGUCUACAGGAUUCUUCAUCAGUACAGAUUCAGCUUUUGGUAAUUCUAUAUUACCUGUUUUACCUCGCAUUGAAAAAUAAUUUUCAAUCAUGGCGGCGGGAACUAUGAAGUUGAAGCAUUUACAGCAUGCUCUUGAAGAUAUUGAAACAUUUGAAAACCCAAAAAUUGAACUAGAACAAUACACUACAUCAUCUCAUAUUGCCGCUUGUGUUCUACAUACAGCCCAAUUUGUGUAUGGCGACAUUACUGAUAAAUGUGUAGCUGAUUUAGGAUGUGGUUCAGGAGUAUUGACUAUUGGUGCCGCUUUGUUAGGUGCUCAUUAUUGUACAGGUUUUGAUAUAGACCCAUCUGCUCUUUCGUUGAGUGUAGAAAAUGCUGCUGAUCGUGAUGUUUCAGGCCAAUGUGAUUUUGUUUUAUGUGAUGUAAAAAAAAUUGAUGAAAAUAUUCAACUUAAAGCAUUUGAUACUGUCAUAAUGAAUCCACCUUUUGGGACGAGAGAAAAAGGAGCUGAUCUAUUAUUCUUAAAAAUGGCUUUAAGUCUUGCUACUAAAGCUGUUUAUUCACUCCACAAAACAAGCACAAGAAAACGUGUUUUAUCCUUGGCAAGGCAAUUGGGUGUUCAUUCUAAAGUUAUUGCAGAGUUAAGAUUUGAUCUACCAGCGUCUUAUAAAUUUCAUAAACAAAAUUCUGUUGACGUAGAAGUUGAUUUAAUACGUUUUGCAUUGCCAUGACUAGAUGAUAAUCUCUAAUUUGUGUAAUUCACAAUCGUUUAAAAAAAAAAAAAAAAAAAAAA
Messenger RNA from Melanaphis sacchari, 1293 nucleotides. It is a transcript of the gene Mettl5, whose product is annotated as methyltransferase-like protein 5. Bases 590 to 1231 code for a protein of 213 amino acids. The transcript has 4 exons. Gene Ontology annotation, molecular function: nucleic acid binding; rRNA (adenine-N6-)-methyltransferase activity. The record is from RefSeq and is a predicted model, not a curated record. Gene Ontology annotation, biological process: rRNA methylation. Lineage: Eukaryota; Metazoa; Arthropoda; Insecta; Hemiptera; Aphididae.